CGCGUUCCGUCCUCUUUAAAACACGUUUCAAGUUUUAUAGAAAAUACAUUGUAUUCUUCACUUUAUUUUUUAUAUUUGUAUAGUGUCAUUCGAUGUGUGACAACAACAUUAUAGUCACGGCUGUUUCAGAAAUCAAUGUCACUUUUUUUUUUCAACUUUGCCCCGGAAAUGUUUUGGGAUUUAUUGCAAGCCUUUUUGGGAGUUUUUAUGUUCCUAGUUGUUAGCGUAUGCCACAUUAGAAUGUCAAUGGCCGAUAAAAUACUUUAAUUCACUGAUCAAUGAAGCCGUUGGUCAGCAAUGGCUGUCGUGUCGUGGAUGGAGAUCUUGCUUUUGACUGGACUGGUGGUGGGUUGCUACUGGAACAGCCUGUCCUGCGGCUUUGUGUUCGAUGAUGUCUCAGCCAUCCUGGACAACAAGGACCUUCGGCCUGCCACCCCUCUCCGCAACCUCUUCCUCAAUGACUUCUGGGGCACGCCCAUGGUUGAGGAGCGGAGCCACAAAUCCUACCGGCCCCUGACAGUGCUCACCUUCCGUCUGAACUAUCUCUUCAGUGAGCUGAGUUCUGCAUCCUACCACCUGCUCAACGUAGGGCUGCAUUCUGUGGUGUGUGUGCUUUUCCUGAGGUUCUGCCGUCUGUUCUUGGACAAGACCUCCAGCCUGGUUGCGGCCCUGCUGUUCGCUGUCCACCCCAUCCACACAGAGGCCGUGACGGGUGUCGUAGGAAGAGCGGAGCUCCUGUCCUCCAUCUUCCUCCUGGCGGCGUUCCUGGCCUACACCAGAUCUAAUGGAGCUGACCAAUCCAUCGUGUGGACUCCCAUUGCUGUGACUGUUGUUCUGGUGGCUGCAGCCACUUUAUGCAAGGAGCAAGGCAUCACAGUCAUCGCCAUCUGCUGUGUCCACGAGGUGUUUGUUGCACAAGGGUUCACACUGCCCAUGCUGUUGGAUACACUCCUCCAGGUGCUGAGGGGUAAAGAUGGUUUCCCCUAUGCUGUCCUGCAGACGCUCCUCAAGCUCAUCGUCCUCAUCAUCAGCACCUUGCUGCUGGUCAUCAUCAGGGUCCAGGUCAUCCAAUCACAGCUUCCUGUUUUUACCAGGUUUGACAACCCCGCAGCUGUCAGCCCGACUCCGGCCCGGCAGCUGACCUUCAACUACCUGCUGCCAUUGAAUGCCUGGCUCCUUCUGAACCCCUCGGAGCUCUGCUGUGAUUGGACCAUGGGUACCAUUCCUCUGGUGGAAAGCCCUCUAGACCUGAGGAACCUGGCCACCCUGGCCUUCUACAGCCUGCUGGGCCUGCUGGCCUUCCACAGCCUCCGCCACUCACACUCUUCCGCCAAGACCGUCCUCAUGGCCCUGUCUUUGAUUGUUCUCCCCUUCAUCCCAGCCUCCAACCUCUUCUUCCCUGUGGGCUUUGUGGUGGCAGAGAGGGUGCUCUAUGUGCCCAGUAUGGGAUUCUGUGUCCUCGUGGCACAUGGCUUCAGGAUUGUUUCCCAUAAGAGACACUUGAGGAAGAUCUCCUGGCUGAUGAUUGGAGUCCUCCUCGCCACACACGCAGUCAAGACCUUCAACAGAAACUGGGACUGGGAAUCGGAAUAUACACUGUUUACCUCAGCCCUAAAAGUCAACAAGAACAACGCCAAGCUAUGGAAUAAUGUUGGUCAUGCUCUGGAAAAUCAAAACAAUUACGAAAAAGCUCUGCGAUAUUUCCUUCAGGCCACCCGGGUCCAACCAGAUGACAUUGGAGCCCAUAUGAAUGUGGGAAGGACCUACAAGAACCUGAAUAAGUCCAAGGAGGCUGAGGACGCCUACCUGGUUGCCAAAUCCCUCAUGCCACAGAUCAUUCCAGGGAAGAAGUACGCCACCCGUGUGGCGCCCAACCACCUGAACGUGUACAUUAACCUGGCCAACCUGAUCCGUACCAACGACUCACGGCUGGAGGAGGCUGACCAGCUCUACAGACAGGCCAUCAGCAUGAGGCCCGACUUCAAACAAGCCUAUAUCAGCAGAGGGGAGCUGCUGCUGAAGAUGAACAAGCCGUUGGAGGCCAGGGACGCCUACCUGCGGGCCCUGGAGCUGGACAGCACCAACGCUGACCUCUGGUACAACCUUGCUAUCGUCAACAUCGAGAUGAAGGAGCCCUCAGAGGCCCUGAAGAAUUUUAACCAUGCCCUGGAGCUCAACCCACGCCACAAACUGGCACUCUUCAACUCUGCCCUGCUCAUGCAGGAAUCUGGUGAGCCCAGGUUCCGUCCGGAGGCCAAUCGUCGUUUCCUGACCUACGUCCAGGAGGAGCCAGAUGACGCCAACGGCUACUUCAACCUGGGCAUGCUGGCCAUGGACGCCAACGAGAACACUGCGGCCGAGCGCUGGAUGAGGGAGGCCAUCCGCCUACAGACAGGCUUCCGUAGCGCCCUCUUCAAUCUGGCCCUGCUCUACUCGCAGUCCCGACGGGAGCUGGAUGCCCUGCCUGUAUUAGAUGAGCUGCUACGCCACCAUCCAGAGCAUGUUAAAGGUUUGAUUCUCAAGGGGGAUAUCCUGAUGAACCACAAGAAGGACACCCAGGGGGCCAAGGUCUGCUUCCAGAGAAUCCUCAGUAUGGACCCCACCAACGUGCAAGGGAAACACAACCUAUGUGUGGUCUACUUUGAGGAGCGAGACCUGCCGAGAGCGGAGCGGUGCCUGGAGGAAACGCUGGCCCUGGCACCCCAUGAGGAGUAUGUGCGUCGCCACCUGGGCAUCGUGCGCGGUAAGAUGGCCGCCAUGUCCGUGGCAGGGCAGCCGCUGAACCCAGCGUCAGCAGAGGGCGCAGCUACACCAUCCAUGAAGGAGGAAAAGAAGGGGGGAGGAGGAAAGGAAGAGGAGGAAGGGAGGGGAGCCACUGGCAGUGCUGGGGCCGGGAGUAAGAAGAAUGUACGGAAAUCCUCCUCGGCAGAAAGCCUCAGUGGCAACAGCCAGUCAGAGCUUCUUGACGACGGCCAGGCUGAUAAGCAGCAGCGGACUAAGAGCAAAUCCACAAAAGAGAUUAAAGACAUAGAAAAGAAACGGGCGGCCGCCUUGAAGAGACUGGAGGAGAUUGAGCGCAUAUUAAGCGGUGAUUAACCUUAUUUACCGCAGUGCAGGACUACUUUUUGGUAGAGCUAGUUACAGCUCCUGAAUCACAGAUGUGAUGCGUCCCUAUUCCCUAUAUCAGCAGGCAAGGCCCCUUGCACCACUUUUGACCAGGGCCCAUAGGGUAGUAGCCCAUAGUAGUGCACUAUAUAAUAAUUAGGGUGGCAUUUCGGACACAGCCAUAAAGAUGUUUUGGUUUUCAUAAACAAAUGCCCUCAUUUCAUCAUGCAUGCUUUAACUCCUUUGAUUGUUCGUUUGUUUUGUUUAUCAUGUUUACAGGCUGCCCUACCUGCUGCGUUCCCUUACAGGCUGCCCUACCUGCUGCGUUCCCUUACAGGCUGCCCUACCUGCUGUGUCCCUUUUUAUUUUAACACCAUUGCAAAAAUCAAAAAGGGAUUUUUUGUUGUUGCACAAGAAAAGCACAGUUUUUUUUUUUUAUCUUCACUACAGGUGCAAAACCCUAUGUGUUGUUUUUUUUCUGAAUGGCAUUUUAUCGUAUGCUAAUUAUUUAUGCUUGUUUGAUUUGCUACGUUUACUAGCCUACUUGUUGAUCACUGGAUUUUAUUAGAUUUUUGUGUAACUCACUCACUUUUUUUUUUAAAGGAAUGAUUGCAUCACAAACAAUUAAAGGAAAUGACAUAAAGAACACCUCA
This is a messenger RNA of Oncorhynchus tshawytscha (Chinook salmon), 3758 nucleotides long. It is a transcript of the gene tmtc3, whose product is annotated as transmembrane O-mannosyltransferase targeting cadherins 3. Gene Ontology annotation, cellular component: endoplasmic reticulum. The record is from RefSeq and is a predicted model, not a curated record. Gene Ontology annotation, molecular function: protein binding; mannosyltransferase activity. NCBI's taxonomy places the organism in Eukaryota, Metazoa, Chordata, Actinopteri, Salmoniformes, Salmonidae. The coding region runs from base 298 to 3096 and encodes 932 amino acids. Gene Ontology annotation, biological process: protein O-linked glycosylation via mannose. The transcript has 14 exons.